AUGUCUCGGCGAACUCGGGACCAAGAGGUUCACCUCCUGGCCGACACUGACGGACAAGCGGCGCAGCAAGACGACGACGGCUCCUUUUGGUCCGUCGACGACGACUGGGUCGCGGACAAAGGCCCAUCGCCGAGCCAAGCAGGCGGAGACGGAAGCGGCGACGGCGACGGAACGAAGACCGCCACAUGCGACCCGACGGGACCGAGGGGUCACGCCAAAGCAAGAAUUGCCAGCGGCCCAGGGGGGCCCAAGACGACCAAGCCGCCGCCGAGCGUCGCGUUCGCCGCUCCCGGUGAGCAGGACGGGGUUGAACUGGACAUGGAUGCGAUAAACGGAAGACCGGGGCUGCAUCGCAGCGGCAAGUCCGGCACGCCGCUUCUCACCAAGCAGGAGGACAAGGGCGAGACCAUCACCCACCGUGGCCGCCGCUCGAGCGAUGGGCCGACCAGGAGCCUCGACGGGAGCGUGUCCUACAGCCACGAUGGCUUCGACGGAUACGAAAAUCGCACACGACCGACGGCCACGAGGCGGUCGACGAUGCGCAGUCGCAGCCCGCGCGAGGUUGCUGCCGAGAAGGCGAUGCGAAGAAAGUACACCUUUGCCGUCUUCUUCCUCGCCGUCAGCCUCGUCGCCUUUUGCGUCCAGACGGAGCUGAGCGCGUACAUCCAGAACGACCUCGGCUGGAGCAAGGCCUACUGCAUGAUGUACUUCACCCACGGUUCCUGGGUCGUCCUGUGGCCCGUCACGCUCGCCGUCGUGCGCGUCCGCAAGAGCAAGGUCCCCUGGUCCGUCUUCUGGCGCGACCACGUGCACAUGAUUGCGUCGACCGUCACCAUGAUCGAGCUGCAGACGCUCGACGUGCACGCGCCCGCGACCCAGCGGCGGGCCCGCCCCUGGCGGUACCUGGUGCGGACGACGGCCCUCCUCACCUCGACGCUGACCGUCGCCGGGCUGAGCUGGUACAUUGCCGUGAGCCUAACGACGACGUCGGACCUCACGGCCAUCUACAACUGCUCCGCCUUCUUCGCCUACGUCUUCUCCGUGCCCAUCCUGCGGGAGCCGCUGCGGCUGGACAAGUCGGUGUCCGUCUUCAUCGCCAUCCUCGGCGUCCUCGUCGUCGUCUACGGCGACACCGAGCCCGCCGCCAGCGUCGAUGCCGAGUCCGGCAAGCCGACGCCCUCUGGCGGCAGCCGUUUGUUCGGAAACCUCAUCAUCGGCGCCGGCUCCGUCCUCUACGGCCUCCACGAGGUUCUCUACAAGCGCCUCGCCUGCCCGCCCGAGGGCGUCUCGCCCGGCAGGGGCACCGUCUUCGCCAACGCCUUCGGCGCCUGCAUUGGCCUCUUCACCCUCACCGUCCUCUGGAUCCCGCUGCCGAUCCUGCACCUGUUGGGCAUCGAACGCUUCGAGUUGCCGGUGGCGUCGACCUGCUGGCUCAUCCUCGCCGCCGUCCUCGCCAACGCCACCUUUAGCGGCUGCUUCCUCGUGCUCAUCUCCCUCACGUCGCCGGUGCUGUCCUCGGUGGCGGCGCUGCUGACCAUCUUCAUCAUCGCCCUCGUCGACUGGGUCGUCAAGGGGCAGCCGCUGAGCUGGGCGGCCAUCAUCGGGGGGUCCAUGAUCAUCGUCGCCUUCCUCGCCUUGAGCUGGAGCACCUACCGGGAAAUGAUGGAGCACGAGGCACAGAAGAUGGCCGUCGACCUGACGGACAGCGACGAGGAAGGGGACUUGUCGCCAAGCGAGCACUAG
This is a messenger RNA of Drechmeria coniospora, 1743 nucleotides long. RefSeq lists its product as uncharacterized. The record is from RefSeq and is a predicted model, not a curated record. Bases 1 to 1743 code for a protein of 580 amino acids. The transcript has a single exon. NCBI's taxonomy places the organism in Eukaryota, Fungi, Ascomycota, Sordariomycetes, Hypocreales, Ophiocordycipitaceae.